Dufourea novaeangliae is the source of this 5795-nucleotide messenger RNA. RefSeq names its product early endosome antigen 1-like. The record is from RefSeq and is a predicted model, not a curated record. The transcript is spliced from 40 exons. The coding region runs from base 147 to 5795 and encodes 1882 amino acids. Lineage: Eukaryota; Metazoa; Arthropoda; Insecta; Hymenoptera; Halictidae.
AAAUGGCGAGCUAGUGUGUUGACGUUUAUUAAGAUUGUUUUUUAGAGUGGGUGUAGGAAGAUUUUUAAUUUAAUUGAUAUCGAACAAGAAUUAAUCAGUACACUAAGUAUCUUUUUUAUUCACGUGCUAUGAACUCGAUUAAUUCAAUGACCGAACCUGUCCAAAAUAUUUUCUCAUUCGCUGAUGGAGACCACAACUGCUCUGCUAUUGAUGAGACUACCGGGGAAGUAUGCGGUGAAACAGAAAGUCUGAAAAUUAUCGAUGAAUUUCAAAAAUUUUACGAGAACCGUAUCCAGAGUGUUGAUCAAGACUGCAGCAAUGAUUUCGAUCGAGUCUGUAUGAAAUUAGAUAUUUCAAAGGAAUGGAUCAAGAAUUUAAGAGAACAAAAUGUUAUGUUAGUGCGAAUUGUGGAGGACUUAGAGCAGGCUACUUGUAAUAGGGUAACGUUACUGGAACAGAAAUUAAAGCAGUCAUCUAUGAUAGUGUCUGAAAAUUUAACGAAAUCAGGUUAUACGGAAAAAACUAUAAAUACACUUUCAAAUCGUGUCAGUAAUUUGCAAAAAGAUGAAGAAUACAUGCGCCAGAGAAUAGAGUUUCUUCAAAAUGAUAUUAAAGGGCUAUUAGAAUUUAUAAGACGCGCAUCACAAGAAAAUUGUUGGAAUUUAGACGGGAUAAAGUUUAUAGAGAUUCAACCUACUGAUAUACCUGUUCCUCUUGAUUGUUCCUGUCGCCAGGAAGAAACGCACCAAGAAAGGAUACAGUUUUUAAAGUUGCAAAUAGAACAGCUUCAGGGGAAUGAAAAGAAACAGAUUAUGCAUCAGAGAGAGUUGGAAGGUAAAUUGGCCGAUCUCACUGAAAAAUUAAAAGCUAAGCAAGAUACUAUUAAAAACUAUUUUACUCAAAGUCAAAACCUAGCUGAUAAUGUUAACGAACAUGUUAAAAUUGGAAAUCAAUUAACAUGUAAUUCAUUCUUAAAAAAUGAUCAGCAAACUUUUGGUACUGUGUUAGUAGCUGAUAGUGUGGAACACAUGUUCACUGAGAAAAGUUUAGAGAUGAGAAACUUGCAGAAGCGUUUACAUAAUGCUGAAUCUACUUUGGUAGUAUUAACUUGUGAUACCAAUAGAAAUAUAAAUAAUUUAAAAGUACAAUUAAACGAGAAAUGCAGAACAAUUCAAGAAAUGAAACAACAGAUGUCAGAUUUUCAAAAAGAGUCACUAGAGAAACAAGGUGCUCUGACAGCAGAAGUGAUAGAAAAAAAUGAAAUAAUAACAUCUUUAAAAAAGCAAAUCGUUAUAUUGCAAGAACAGUGUCAUCAUGCAAAUAUACAAAUGCAGUUUAAAGAAGAUAUCAUUAAAGAAAUGCGAAGAAAGCUGAAACAAACAAUGGAUCAGCGUGUAUUUUCCACUUUAUCCUCUUGUAUCCAAAAUCAUUGUAACGGGCCUGACACUGACACUCCGAAAGUGGAAUCUAUUUAUAAAUGUUAUGAAAGAAUUUAUGCACCAAAAGCCUUUUGUGUAUCUUCGGAUCACGAUAAUUUAAUUUCUUGUUUGCAAAAUUGCGUAGAGCAUACUGUAGAUGGUAAAAAGGAAACAGAAAGUCUGCCCAUGAUGAGAAUUCACAAUUUAAAAAUUUUAAUGGCUAAAAGAGAAUCACGUGCUAUGCAAAAUGAUUGUGCUGGUACAACAGUUUAUCAAGAGAAUCAAGUAAUUUCAUACUUGACUAAGGUAAAAUCAUUAAUGGAGAAGGACAAGGAUAAUAUUUUUAAAUUAAAAGUAGAGUUGGAAAAAACUAUGGAAAAGCUAUGCUGUGAAAACAAUAAACUGAAAUUGGAAAACAAUAAUUCUCUUUACAUAGAAAUUGAAAAUUUACCAUUAUAUACAGACAUUAAUCAGCAAUACAAAUUAAUGGAUGUAAUCAGAACAUGUGCUAUCGGGGCACAAGUUACUACAAAAGACAUUGAGGAUGGAAUGGCAUUAAUCAUUUCUACUUUCAAGUCGAGACAUCAAAAAUAUGUCGAUUUAAAUACAGCUGUCAUUAAUAUACAAACUCAAUUGAUAAGGAAUAAGGAAAGUAUAAUAGAAGCAAUAAAGAGAUUACAGUUACAAGAAAAAGAAAGAUCAAGGCAUACUGAAAGAAUUAGUUCAGGAGGAAUCAAAUUAAAAGAUAUUAAAAAUAGAAUAAAUCAAGUUCAGCCUCCAGUAUCAAUGCACCUUACGAAAACGCAAAGUAAUAUGCAGGGAAGUAUUGUGCCGAGUUAUUCAGAAAUUUAUUCAUGUAAUGACCUAGUAUGUUCAGUUAUAGAGGAAAUGGAACAGACAUCGAAUAGUCUACAAGAGUGCUGCAUCACGUCAGACAUGGAAGAACUAAUGUAUCAACUUCAAGAAAUAGAAUCAGCUAUAGGAGGAUUGCAACAAAAAAUUAACGAUGCUCUUUCGGAACAUGGUAAAGUGGAGACAACACUUUGCCAAACGGAUGAUAAAUUAAAGCGACUGCAAACAGAAGUGAAUGCAGUUCACUCUAAAAUACAACAUAUAUCAGAAGCAUUUUUAUUUUCAACGGAUCAGACUUGGAAUGAAGAUUUGCACGAAUUGAGAAAGGAACAUGAUGAGUUGAAGUAUAAAAUGUUACAAAAAAUACAUCGAACAGAAUGUGAUGACAAGUGUUUAUGGAAAAGCAGAGUCAUGGAUUUACAAGGCCAAGUUAAAAUCCUGCAACAUGAGGCAAAGUGCACGCAAGAAACAAACGAGUUUUUACGAAGUAAUAUUGAGUUAAUGGAAGAAGCACUGCGUGAUGCGCAAACCAAAUCAAAAAAUUAUAGUCGUUCUCAUUCCAUGGACAGUAUUGAAUUAAAGAAGGAGAUUAUACAAUUAAAAAAUACCCUUAAAUUGCAAAAAGAAAUAAAAUGUACACUGCGGCAGCAAUUAAACGAAAGUGAAGUAGAACUGAAAAAGUCAAAAGAACUUCUGAACACUUUUUAUACAGAGCAUAGUAUGGAUGAAUCGCCGUUGCCCUAUGGAUGUAAUCAGUUUAGACACGAUACAAUGACUGUAUCUCAGUCGUUCAGAACUCUACAAAACACUAUGAAAUCUAUAAAAUACGAUCUACAGGAGCUUAAGACAGAAUUAACAAAAUUGAUUCAUAAAGAUCAAUCUGACUUUUGUUCAUCUGCAAGAUCACUAGUGAAUCUAGUAGACAAACUGCAAAAACAUGAAGAUGAAUUAGACAGUUGUGCUCAAGAAAUAGAGAAGCAUAAAAAUACUUCGCAUUCAAAAGAUCAACUCUUAAAAGAUAAGAAUGAAAUCAUCAAAAUUCAAAAGAAUUCUAUUUUAUUGACACAGUCUGAAGUAAAGGAUCUUCAUCAGAAACUACAAGAGAAGAUUGAUAAUCAAAAUCAAAUAAUUUCCCAGUACGAGAAGGAGAAGAAGGAAUUAUCGAGACAGAAUGAACUUCAAAAUCAAACUAUAGGACAUUUACAAAAUGCUGUAGUAGAAGCUAAAAGAUGUAUAGACCAGAUGGGACACAGAACUAUGAGUGACCUUCAGGAAAAAUGUGAAACUAUUCGUUUAUUGGCAGUGUGUGUAGAAGAAACCCAAAGUCAAUACAGUGAAUGCUUUACAGAAGCUGCCAAACAAGAGAAAUUACUGGAACUACAAAGAGUUGCGAUCAAACAACUUCAGCAAAAGAUUUGUUACAUUGAAUAUGACAGUUACAUAAUUAUUACUUCUAUCCAUACUAUGCAUUACUCUAUGUUAAAAUCAAUACAGGAACAACUAGAAGCUUGUGUGAAAAACAUUCAAGCUUUAAAAGAUAAGAUAGUCAGUUUGGAACAGUACAAAAAAUUAUGGCAAGAGGCUGAAAGAAAAUUACAAGAACUAAAAAAAGUAGCCUUGAAAUCUGACCAGAAGACAAAACUUUAUGAAGACAAAGACUGCCAGUGCAGAAUGGAACUCACUGAUAGAAUGAGCACUGCCCAAGAUGUAUUAAAUUUUGACUUUAACAAUAAGAUUUGUGAUACUGCAAUACAAUUUAAAAACCACUCACAUCAACAUGAGCUGCAAUCAGAAAUAGAUACUUUAACCAGAGAAAAUGAAGAUAUAAAGAAGCAGUUGCAAAAAUGCGAACUGGACUUCGACAUAAUUGACAAAGAAUUGAAAAUAGAAAGAGAAAAUGAUACUUACCCUCAGCAAAUUUCAUUUGAAUUACAGAAAAUGAGGGACACUGAAUGUUGUCUACGUUAUGAAAAUGAACUACUAAAAUCUGAUUUGAAAAAGCAGGCAGGAGAAGUAGAAAAUUCAUCCAAAAAAUUGCAAUUUAUUAACGAUAUAAAGUUUGAGAAAUUACUUAAAAAAUUGGAAGAGGAACAGAUACAGAUCAAAAGUUUGUACAGUCAAAUUAAGGAUGAUGAAACUGUUAUGAAGAAACAAACUGAAACUAUUGAAACACUUGAGAAGAAAUUAGAUAGAAGUAAUAAAGAGAUCAAAGGAUAUUUAACCGAAUUAGAUGAUGCAGAAUAUGAGAUGUCAACACUGCAUGAUAGAAUACAAUCCUUAAAAAACAUGCUGAUAGAACAAUCGAAUAAUAUGACUAAGUUGCAAGCAGAUUAUGAAGUUGUAAAGAACAACAAUUCUAUAUUGAAGAUUGAGAACAAUGCUUUUGAAAGUACAUCGAAAGAUGUUUGUCUGUUGAAAAAUAUGUUAAAAGAAGCUAAAAUACAAUUACGUUACACUGAAGAGAAUUAUCACAGAGUCACAGAAGACUACCAUAAGACGCAAGAACAAUUGGUUAAAAUGACAAAGCGUGAAGCUGAUUUGCAGAAAUAUUUAACGAAUAUGGAAAAGGAUUAUUGUUCAAAGAUAUCAAACAUAGAAAAAGAGAAAGCUCAACUUACAGACUGCUUAGAUAAACUCAAGGAUGAAUUAGAAAAAAUUCAAGAGAACUAUGCAGAACAAUUAGAAGUUUUACAAGAACAAGUUAAACAAAUUAAUAUAAACUUUUUUAAAACAAUAAAAGUUGAAGAGGAACGAGAAAGAGUUAAGAAAAUAGAGGAAUCAAAUUGCUGCGUGGCGCAACGACUGAAAGAAUGCAUGGAACAAAAUUGCCGUCUUAAUAAAGAAAAGGCUAUGGUGGAACAAAAUAAUUGUGAAAUUAUUUCUGAAUUACAAGAUACACAUAAAUCUUUGUUAGAAUUAAGAAAGGAAUGUCAGCUGAAGAAUAAGUCUCUUGCUUGCAUAUCAGCCGAAUUAACAGAGACAGCCAUAAGUAGAUCGGAACUUUGUAAUCAAUCGCAAUAUGUGGUUUCCUGCAUUCGUAUUUGGAUGGAAGAACAACGGGACUAUGUUCACAGACUAAGUUCCAAAUUAAAGUUUCAGCAACAACAAUUACGAGACCUUGAAUUUGAGAAAAAAACCCUCUUAGAAGAAACAAGGAAGUUGAAACGCAAUAACCAUUCAUUGACUCAAAGGUUAAAACGACUGUAUAGAUACAAUGGGAAGAAUGUUAAAAAUGUUUGCAUAGGAUGCCAUAUUUCACCAUCUGUCGUAGCGCAAAAUUCUGACACAUUAAUCUCCACAAAUUCCAAAUAUGUAUCUUUGCAAAAGAGAUUGAAUCUUACGAAGGCAAUGCGACGCGUUUCUACAUGUGGUAACCCCUGGUGGUUUCCUAAAAUGCAAUACUUAACAGACGAGCUACGCAAAAAUAAUUUAAAAUAUAAAGGUAAUUCCUGCGACAGAGGAAACACAGAUUCAACAAUAGAAGAAAGUCGUGACUGUGGUUAUCAAUCGUCGACCAGCAAAUGA